Chionomys nivalis (European snow vole) is the source of this 312-nucleotide messenger RNA. RefSeq names its product alpha-defensin 9-like. The transcript has 2 exons. The record is from RefSeq and is a predicted model, not a curated record. Gene Ontology annotation, cellular component: extracellular matrix; extracellular region. Gene Ontology annotation, biological process: antibacterial humoral response; innate immune response in mucosa; defense response to Gram-positive bacterium. NCBI's taxonomy places the organism in Eukaryota, Metazoa, Chordata, Mammalia, Rodentia, Cricetidae. Bases 12 to 296 code for a protein of 94 amino acids.
GACUCUCAGCCAUGAAAACACUUGUUCUCCUCUCUCUCCUUGCCCUGCUGGCCUUCCUGGCCCAGGCUGAUCUUCUUCCAGAAGCAGCUGAGGAGACUAAAAAUGAGGUGCAGCCAGGGGUAGAGGACCAGGAUGUGUCCAUCUCCUUUGGGGACCCAGAAGGCUCUGCUCUUCAAGAUGCAGCCUCAAGAAAGUUCUCGACAUGCUCCUGUAGAAGACGAUACUGCAGAUUACGAGAACGCAUCAGGGGAUUCUGCAAAAGAGGCCGCAAACUCUACUUUUACUGCUGCCCCUAAAUACGGAGCCCAGAAA